Molecule: messenger RNA, 384 nt
Organism: Vicia faba (fava bean)
Lineage: Eukaryota; Viridiplantae; Streptophyta; Magnoliopsida; Fabales; Fabaceae
Source: the annotation of a GenBank genome assembly
AUGAGUUACCCACCACAAUCCUUGAUAGUGCGAGGUACUCUCACUCACUCACUGCUCGCACAAUAUUUUUCUGCUCUCAAUUCACGUUUCUCUCUUCCAAAGAUGGAUUGGCAAGGGCAAAACCUAGCAGAGAAGCUAAUGCAGAUAAUGUUGCUUGCAUUUGCUGUGAUUGCAUUUGGAACAGGAUACCUCACGGCUUCUUUCCAGUCGAUGAUCCUCAUAUACGCUGGUGGUGUGGUUCUAACCACAUUGGUGACUGUUCCGAAUUGGCCAUUUUUCAACCGCCAUCCUCUCAAGUGGUUGGAUCCAAGUGAGGUAGAAAAGCACCCCAAGCCACAGCCAUCUCCAAUUGUGAAUUCAAAGAAGAAACCCAUUAAGAAGUAG